This is a messenger RNA of Scutellospora calospora, 168 nucleotides long. The record is from the annotation of a GenBank genome assembly. NCBI's taxonomy places the organism in Eukaryota, Fungi, Glomeromycota, Glomeromycetes, Diversisporales, Gigasporaceae.
AUGAGAAAAAUUGGUAUUGGAAGAGAAUUAUACCAAUUACUUCAGCCAAUAAUAAAUCAAUUUGUAUCCAAAUAUCCUGUUAUGCAACAAGAAAAUUACUAUCUUGUCAACAUUUUUACAGGGAAGUGUACAUGUUUUGAUUUCAUAUGGAAUAGACCCUUUCGAGAU